GAGAUUAUGACUAUUCUAACCAGCCUGUCAAAUUAAUAUUGACACUUCAAAGAAAGAAAGUUUUUUUUACGAAUUUUUCGUCUGCACUUUUUUAGAAAUAUGGGCGUCCAUGGACUAAAAUCUUUUCUAGAACGUAAUGGGAGAACACGACCCGUAAAUAUUGUCGAUGAAAUUCAACGAUGGAAAAGCAAGAACUCUGGCAAAACACCAACCAUUGUCUUUGAUUUUUGUAGCCUGAGGAAAAGGGGAAAGAAUAAAAAAGAUUGUAUCUGUGGUGGUGUACGUGAAAUAACCUCGAAUCCAUGGAAUGAAAUCUUUAAGAAUUUAAAAGCGGCUGGAUGUGAAUUGAUCUUUUUCUCGGACCAACGUGUCAAACAUAAAGACGAAAAGAGCCCUGUAGAAACGAGCGAAUAUUUCGGUUUCUAUACAGAUUUGUAUGACCGCAUCGACGAUCAACAAACGCUGCAAGAGAUCAGUGACGAAUGGAUGCCGAAUUUCGAGGAAGCGUCAAUAUAUCGUGAAUUAGCGGCCAUUGCCAGCAAAUACGGAGAAUACCGCAUUUCAGUAAAUGAAGAAUGUGAUUUGGAGUUGGCACAGUAUGCAAGCAAUAACAAUGCUCUGGCAGUAGUUUCAAACGACACCGAUUUCCUUAUAUAUGAAGGAGCAUGGCAAUUGUGGUGGACUGCGAUCGAUAUGAACUUGUGGAAUGAACUCAAAACCACUGAGUACGUUCGGAAAGAUUUGGAAGAUUUGUGUUCCUUGAGCAGAAAUCAAUUGCCACUAUUUGCAACAUUGUUGGGCAGUCAUUUCACAAGUAAAUACCGGAACAUUUUCCACGGCUUCCACCGAAUAAAGGAUGUUGCAAAUUACGUACGUAAAGUAGGAAAUUGUUCACUUUCCGAUUUCGACAUAAAAAGGAUUCAAGAAGCCGUCUAUAAAGAUGCCGAGCAAAGUGCCAACGAAAUUCGACAGUCGAUCAGAAACAGUCUCGAAUGGUUUAAUAUCAACAGCCCAGCUCCGAUAUUAGAUGAUAAACUUGCCGAAACGUUCCUAAUCAUAAGGGUUAACGGUGUUGACAUGUUUCGACCAUACAUGCGAAACAUGGGCAAGUGUCAUGCCGUUUUAGCGAGGUACUACGAUUUGCGUGGAUCUGAGAAUGGAACAAAUCUUAUCAUGCUCAUGAUGGAGUGGCAAAAACGUAGAUCGGGAGUUUUGAGACAGCGUUUCCACGACGACACGUUCGAUUUGACCAUAUGGGCGAUAACAGAUGUCAACGCGGUCUCGGAACUGACUCAUAUUGAGAGACCGAUCUUCCCCGAUUUUGAAGUGCCACCACUAGAGGAUUUAUAUCACGAAGAUGACACCGAGAUAACUGAAAUUAGGUGGAAAAUUUUUUCUUGGAUCAUGUCACUUUCCGCUGACGUAAUUUCGAAAAUAAAAAAUUUACCGAAUAAUGUUGUGCUGAUCAGCACCGUCCUUUCAUCACUGGUUCAGAAUGGCCUAGUCUCUGAGCUAGAGGCGGAUGGAAUUCUCUACACCGAAUACAAGUUCAUCGACAAUGAAAGUGAGAUGAUGAGUGAAGAGUAUCCCACAGUUUUAGUGUCGAGGCAUGUUCGUGCAGUACACAUUUACAGAGCCGCUUUCAUAUCUGUUGAAGAAAAUUUCGCCAUAGCCGGUCUUUUGUCCCUAUAUCAUCGAUCCUUAAACUUUUAUGGGGUUUAUUACCAGAACUUAAUGGCACAACUUCAUCAAAUGGACGAUGCUCAGCGUGAAACUUUUAUUGCACCCAUCAAGCAAUGGCGCACUUAUGUGCUGAACCACUGAAUUCAGAUGCAGUUAAGGAAAACGUUGGUCUGUAUAACAAGUAAUAAUUUUGGCACACAUUAAAUAUAUGAAUUUCAAC
Molecule: messenger RNA, 1903 nt
Organism: Bradysia coprophila
Lineage: Eukaryota; Metazoa; Arthropoda; Insecta; Diptera; Sciaridae
Cellular component (GO): nucleus
Source: RefSeq, a predicted model, not a curated record